GUGGGGGUGGUCUGGUGUCGGGGUCGGAGGCUAGUCUGAGGAAAGGGUUGGGUUGUUGCGUGCACUAUCUCGCUUGUUGUGCAGCAGGAGCAGCAGUCAGGCUCUGCAGCCAGCUCUCAUGAGCGCCAAACCCUAGCGCGUCUCUGUCACCAUGGCCGGCCAGCAGCAGCAGCAGCCAUCCUCGCUUUUCGAGGCGGCGCUGCAGCAACAGCAGCAAGCUGAUGCGUAUACGUUUCUGGAAUUGAACACGCAGGGGGACGACUACGAGUAUCCUGGGUUUACAGCGGAGUCGUUGAGUAGCCAGGGACCGCCGCGCGGGAGCGUGGUAGGGGGUGUCGGGGUAUGGACGGAGCCGGCGGGGGAGGAUUUGGUGGGAGGCGUCGGGAGUCCAAUUAGUGUUGGGGAUGGUCGGGAUUUGACCGGGUUGAGUGGAUUGGGAGGAGGCGACGGUGUUGUGGACGGGAAGAGUGAUGGCGGGCAUGCUCCUGGUGUAGCGAGUUUGACGUCAGGGAUCGGUGAGCUGAAUUUCGAAGACGCUGGGGAUGAGGACAGCCUCGACUAUUCGAAGCGGCACCUGCCGGAGCAUGCGUGCAAGUAUUGUGGCAUACACAACCCGGCUUGUAUCAUGCGCUGCAACGUGCCUACGUGCCGAAAAUGGUUUUGUAAUUCCCGGGGCAAUACUUCCGGGUCGCAUAUUGUUAAUCAUCUGGUUCGAGCCAAACACAAAGAAGUCUGCUUGCACAAGGAUGGUCCGUUGGGAGAAACGACCUUGGAAUGCUACAAUUGUGGGUGCCGCAAUGUGUUUUUGUUGGGGUUCAUCCCUGCGAAAUCUGAAAGCGUUGUAGUACUUCUUUGUCGUGAGCCCUGUUUAAGCGUGAAUGGCUUGAAGGAUAUGAACUGGGACCUCACUCAAUGGUUACCUUUGAUCGAUGACCGUUGUUUCCUGGAUUGGUUAGUUAAGGUUCCGUCAGAACAAGAACAGCUGAGGGCACGCCAAAUAAGCGCUCAGCAAAUAAAUAAGGUGGAGGAGCUUUGGAAGACAAAUCCUGACGCCACUUUAGAGGAUCUUGAGAAGCCUGGUGUGGAUGAUGAACCACAGCCUGUGGCACUCAAAUACGAAGAUGCUUAUCAGUAUCAAAACGUUUUUGGCCCGUUGGUGAAACUGGAGGCCGAUUAUGAUAAGAUGAUGAAAGAGUCUCAAAGCAAAGACAACAUAACCGUGCGGUGGGAUGUGGGUCUCAACAAGAAGAGGGUUGCGUAUUUCGUCUUCCCCAAGGAGGAUAAUGAAUUACGGUUGGUUCCUGGAGAUGAAUUGCGUCUGCGUUAUCCGGGUGAUGGAACGCAUUCAGGAUGGCAGUCUGUGGGGCAUGUGAUAAAACUCACGGCGCAAGAGGAGGUGGCUCUUGAGUUGCGCGCUAGCCAGGGCGUACCUAUUGAUGUGAAUCACAACUUCAGUGUUGAUUUUGUCUGGAAAAGUACAAGUUUUGAUCGGAUGCAAGUGGCGAUGAAGACAUUUGCUGUUGAUGAAACAAGUGUUAGUGGAUAUAUCUAUCAUCGUCUGCUGGGACAUGAGGUUGAAAUGCAAACUGUUCGGAAUACACUGCCAAGACGGUUUGGAGCUCCUGGACUACCGGAACUUAAUGCCUCACAGGUAUAUGCUGUAAAGAGCGUGUUACAGAAGCCUGUCAGUUUGAUUCAGGGUCCACCAGGCACUGGAAAAACAGUAACAUCGGCAGCCAUUGUGUAUCACUUAGCGAAACAGGGUCAAGGCCAGGUUCUGGUGUGUGCUCCCAGUAACGUUGCCGUGGACCAACUUGCAGAAAAAAUCAGUGCAACAGGUCUUAAGGUCGUAAGACUGUGUGCAAAGUCAAGAGAGGCCGUCAGCUCUCCUGUGGAACACUUAACACUUCAUUAUCAGGUUCGACAUUUGGACACUACGGACAAAAGUGAGCUGCACAAAUUGCAGCUUCUGAAGGAUGAACUUGGUGAAUUGUCUAGUGCUGAUGAGAAGAAGUACAAAUCUUUGAAGAGAGCUACUGAAAGAGAGAUAUCUCAAAGUGCUGAUGUGAUCUGUUGCACCUGUGUUGGAGCGGGUGAUCCCCGGCUUGCAAACUUUCGUUUCCGUCAGGUCCUAGUAGAUGAAUCGACACAAGCCACAGAGCCAGAAUGCUUGAUUCCGCUGGUACUUGGAGCUAAGCAAUUGGUCCUGGUUGGGGAUCACUGUCAGCUAGGACCUGUCAUUAUGUGCAAAAAAGCUGCUCGCGCAGGGCUUGCUCAAUCUCUAUUUGAGCGACUUGUUCUACUUGGAGUGAAGCCUAUUCGAUUGCAGGUUCAAUAUCGGAUGCACCCGAGUUUAUCCGAGUUUCCAUCCAACAGUUUCUAUGAAGGGACACUUCAGAAUGGAGUCACUACUAGUGACAGAAUGCUGUCUCAGAUUGAUUUCCCCUGGCCUGUUCCUAACAGACCUAUGUUCUUUUAUGUCCAGAUGGGGCAAGAAGAGAUUAGUGCAAGUGGUACUUCAUACUUGAACAGAGGAGAAGCUGGAAACGUGGAAAAGAUUGUAACUACUUUCUUAAAGAGCGGGGUAGUCCCAUCUCAGAUUGGUGUGAUCACUCCUUAUGAAGGGCAGCGUGCAUACAUUGUUAACAACAUGGCUAGGAAUGGCUCUUUGCGUCAACAGCUAUACAAGGAAAUAGAGGUCGCAAGUGUGGACUCCUUCCAGGGUCGAGAGAAAGACUUCAUCAUUUUGUCUUGCGUCAGGAGUAAUGAACAUCAGGGGAUUGGGUUUCUCAAUGAUCCACGGAGGUUGAAUGUUGCCCUUACACGAGCUCGCUUUGGAGUCGUAAUUUUGGGCAACCCGAAGGUCCUUAGCAAACAGCCUUUAUGGAACACUCUGUUGACUCAUUACAAGGACCAUGAAGUGCUGGUGGAAGGUUCGUUAAACAAUCUGAAGCAAAGCAUGGUUCAGUUCCAGAAGCCUAAGAAGGUUUAUAAUGACCGUCGUGUCUACCCUGGAGGAGGUGCUCCUGCCUUGGGUCCCGGAGAGGGUUUUGUUCCGGCAGCUACUGCAGUUGCUGCAACUGGAGCUCCUGUCAACGACCGUCGACAUGGUCGAGCUCGGCCGGUUGAUGGGCGAAAUGGAGGUGGAUACGCGCCAUUUGGUUCAUUGAGCAAUGGUGGAGCUCAGAAGGGACUACCACCUUCUCAUGCCGGCCUUCCACCAUCUCGGGGUGUUCCACUUACAGGAUUCCCAAGUACACCUCUUACUCAGCCUUAUGCAAUUCCCUCCAGGGGUGGCAUGCAUGGUCCAAUCGGAACAGUAUCUCAGGUCCCACAAGCAGGCAAUCGUGGCUUUGGGGCAGGUAGAGGUAGCACCAGCGGUCCUAUUGGUGGUCAUUUGUCACAUCAUCAAUCCUCACAGCAACAGGGUGCUCUUGCGGAUGCCUUUGGAUUUGGUGGUCUUGACAAUCCUGCUACUCAGGCCUCCCUUGGUGGUCCAAUGAUGCAACAGGGGAUAAUGACCCAGAUGCAAACACAAACCCUGAGUCAGAACUUGCGGGAUGGGUUCGGUCUUGGAGGCAUGUCUCAGGAUUUCUUUGGAGAGGAUUUCAAGUCACAAGGAUCACAUGUUGGGUACUCCGGCCAGGAGUUUGCGACACAAGGGGGUUUUGGGAUGGAUUACUGCUCACAAGCAAAUCAAGGUGGAUACGGUGGAGAUUUCAACACUCAAAAUUCACAACCUGGAUACUCACAUCAGUCGAUUGGAAACGAUUUUAUUUCACAGGACUUUUUAAGUCACGCAACUGAUGGAUUAUUUACUCAAGGAGGUUUCAAUGACCGUACGCAGGACCUUCCAUCUACCCAGAAUCACUAUGAACUUGGGAGUAUCCAAUCUCAGGGUGGAAUGUAUACACAGUCUUUCACGCAGUAUUCCCAACCUCAUAAUCCCCAACAGCAGCAGGCUGCUCAGCGCCGCUUCAAUGGCUAGCAUUAUGGAGCAGUGGUUUGCGUGUCUCCUAUGGACUCCAGCACCCUCAAAAUUAAGGAUAUAGAGAAGCUAUUAUGAGCCCAGCUUCUAGCCUUACCCUGGCUCUCUCUGGCUUGGAUGUAUGCUUUUAUCAUCAGUCAUAGAUUUACAUAAACACGUGCAGGAAAGAGAACAAAAGUUGUUAACAGGUCAACGCACUUUACCACUGUUUGACUGACUGGAAUUCUCUGAAGAUGAAAGGCAUAUGAAGAACAAGAGAGCUACACCUAUUGAUGGAUUCGAAGAGGUGGACCUGAGUGAGUCUGAGGACCCAGUUCAGUGCUGUUGGAACAAGGAGUUUCUAAAUUCAAUACAUCUAAGCAAGGCGUACGAGAAGGGAAAGCAGUCUGGAUGACGCAUGAUGGAAAGGGAAUGAAUUGGGAUGCUCUUGGAAAGGCAGUCCAUGUUCUGGCCUUGUCGCUAUGAGUUUCAACCUAAAAUGUUCUCCCUGCUCCCGACAACAUCAUUUGGAUGCAAGGCUUAAAUUUCUUCCUGGGAUAACUGGACUGAUAUCCUAGGGGAUGAGCAUUCACCUAAACUGCCAUGUUUGGAAUCACCAAAGUUCACGGAAGCGUGUGCAUAUAUCGUAUUCUAUGGAGCUCUCAUGAUAAAUGCGGGGACAUCGAGACUUGACAACCGGAGAUUUGUGGGAGCAUGGUUGGUGUCUAAAAGAUUUCAGGAAAUUGGCGAUUUUAUGUCGUGCAUGAUGGGUGCACUGUGCUCCUGUGUGACGAGUGUAAUGUCCUAAAUUGCGAAAUGCCUACAAUCUGAAAAAAGGAUCUUUUAGACAGAACGAUUAACCCGACAAAUGUCCUGUAAGAGCUUGGUGCUGGAGGAGCCGAUCAGGUUGGAGUUCGAAUAGUGUGCAUGCCUCUUGUGAAUAAGAGUAGUGCUCCCAGGGCAGCAGUUGUUGACGUGGGUAGAGCUUGCUUCGUGGGACGGCAAUGUGACUCAUAGAGGUUCCUGCUAGUAUAUUGCCCAGAAAAACUUUUGACGGAGUGCUCUGAAGUAUAAUUGAAUUUGGCCUAGUGGCGUAAUAAUUUGUUUUUCUCUUAUUUUGGUUUUUGUAGGAGUCCCUACAUAUUAUUUUCACAUUUAGAGAUACAUCAGGUGCUUGUUCCUCGUGAAUGUGGUAUAAUUGUAGAUCCAGAUAUAGUAGUCUGGAGCGUCUUAGUGAUCCCUUGUCUACAUUUGCAACAGUGACUUGCACGUUUUUUCAACACAGGGACACAUGUUUGCAGCUUUAUUAUUUCCAGAAUCUCACCACUCGGCUUUCUUUGCCUUUGGAUUUGCCUCGUUGAGGACUA
Molecule: messenger RNA, 5334 nt
Organism: Physcomitrium patens
Lineage: Eukaryota; Viridiplantae; Streptophyta; Bryopsida; Funariales; Funariaceae
Product: regulator of nonsense transcripts 1 homolog
Biological process (GO): nuclear-transcribed mRNA catabolic process, nonsense-mediated decay
Cellular component (GO): cytoplasm
Molecular function (GO): ATP binding; zinc ion binding; RNA helicase activity
Source: RefSeq, a predicted model, not a curated record